Molecule: messenger RNA, 6836 nt
Organism: Amoebophrya sp. A120
Lineage: Eukaryota; Dinophyceae; Syndiniales; Amoebophryaceae
Source: the annotation of a GenBank genome assembly
AGCUUUGUUUUUUUUUCGAAGGAAGAAAAAAAACUUCGAAGACAGGCUAUUUGCGUAAAGAUAAAUCUGUUGAUCGCUUCAUCAGAAAAUCAAUUAAUCUCUCUAUGGCAGCUCCACCUUCUUUGAGAUGAUCCAAUUUCAUAAUCUUCAGUCUGUCGUUGUUUCUGGAGUUCUCAUCUGCAAGUAGGAACGACUAAGCUCGUCCCCGAGUUCUCGUAUUUUUCGCACUGUUUCAGGCAUCACAGGCACGGGAGUGAAGUACCAGUAAACCACGAAACGAAAUGUCCGAACCCGGUGGUGGUUCUAGUCCCUCGACGGCCCCUUCAGGCAACAAGCAGGGAUCCUCAAAUCGGGGAAACCGAAACGAGAGGAAGGGCAAGGGGAAGCGGAACAGUACAUCGUCUGCGUCCGGGGAUCAUGCUACGGGGGCUGCUGGGGCCGUAGAUGGUGGAGCGGCAAGUACGACCGAAGAACAACUAUCCGUGUCUGCCACUACAGGCACUGGAGCGACGGGAGGUGUGUCGUCCUCGUCGCGCAGCGCACAGAAUUUCGACCGAACUACCCCCGCCAACUCUUUCGCCUUGCCGGCAAGCGAUUACAUCGAUGUCGAGCAACGUUUGAUAACGGUGAACGACCGGCUGCCGAGCUCUGCGCCGGAUCGGGAGCCGCCGAGCGGAACCCAAAUCGUCCGCAGGACGCGGCGGGAAAGUGCCUCCGGCGAAAUUUCUGGUGGCAAUGCAACGUCUCACAGUGCGACGUCCAAGACGAACAGGAGCGACUUGGACGAACGAGCGCAGUACGCUUUGUUCGCGCAGGACGAGCUGGUGCGGCUGCAUGAGGCCUCCGUUUUGAGCAACAACGAGCGGGACGCUGCGGCCGCCGGUGGCGAUGUAGCUAACAGGAACCAACUAUCAAAUGCAAGUGUGUCGUGUGGGUCUGGAACAAGGCUGCUUGCACUUGCUUGACAUGAUGCAUUUUCUGGAGUAGACAAAUGGUCUGGUUCAGAGGAUGUGAAGCAUGAGCAUUACGUGUACAAGUUUUGCACGCGAAUCUGUAGCAAAGACAAAGAGUGGGCAGCGUUUGGCACUGAUGCCGAAAUACAGAUUUUUGUCAGCUCGAGAUUUAGCGUCACAACUUGCCUGGUGGAGCUCUUCCACCAGACCCAGACAUGCAACAAUUUGCAAUGCAUAUGAUGGACUACACCCGAGGAUGCCGAAGUGGAAGCGGUUUCUGGUGAAGCUGUUUCACCACUCCCCGAAAUUCGAGCUGCUCAUCCUUCUCUUGAUCAUCGUGGAUGUGACCAUGGUCGCGAUGAACAUAAUGCUCGAUGCCGUCAUUGAAGUGCCGCGGGAGUGGAACGGACUGCACGAAAUCCCGGACGAGUAUUACGACGUGGAGGUCCGCGUCGACAUUCCGGACCACGAAAGCAUGACCGAGGUUGAAUAUCCUGUGUAAAAACUACGUCCCCACCCCAUAGUCAAGUAAUGGGGGCUUUGCUACACAAAUCCACAAGGUUUGGGCAUUGCGCAUGACAAAUUUCGGCUCGCAGCUUAGUCGUGUUUAGCCUGUGCAGCCGCAUCACAAGUAGAUCGCCUUAUCCUGGUUCCAGCAUGACAAACUCCGAGAUACCAUUGAAAAAUGCUCCUCAUGGGGCUGCGCAUGAGAAAUGUCUUUAGGUUUGCUGAUUUGCAUGAGAGCUACAACUAUGGGGUGGGGACGUUUUUACUCAGGAGAUUGAAAGGAAGGCGUUUAUCCACCGUCCCAAGUUGGACGACGUGCACAGCUAUCAAAUGCAAAUAUGUCUGGACGAUCUGGAAACUUGUGAUGCUGGUUGGCGAAUCCUGAGGACGCCACAAGAGACGGCUCAGCAUGCCAAGUUCCUGACUUGAUAGGUGUUGCGUAUUCUGCCUGACAAACCGAAACCGCGUUUCGGCAUGACACAAAAAUGGGGCUUUUGGGUAACAAGCAUAACAGACUUUGGAGUCAUGCUAGCAGAGCAUGACAGACCUUCCAUUCUUCCAGACCCAGACACUUUUGCAAUUCAUAACGGCUGCAUCUACGAUAUCGCGGCGGACGAACUUGUGGGCGACGGCUGCGGCGACGAGGCUCUGGAGCAGCAGCUGGACGUGGACCACCUGCACCUCAAGUUCGCGGAGCACAGAAAAAACAGAACGACAGAAUAUGACCCGCUCAGGUGUUACUACAAGCUCAACCGUUUUUCCGAAUGAGUAUUUUUGAAAGGAACGUCGGAGAUCUGUGAUGCAAAGAGUUGUGCACAAUCUGAACUAGACCUUGGACUGCAACUUCUUGCUCUCGCAGGAAUACGCAGGACAAAUUCAGGAGCCCCAAAGAACCCCACUAGAAUCCGACGGAAUUAUUUGCAUUGCGAAGUAAAGUGCUAGUGCUAGGUAGUCGUCUCUACUGAAUGUUCCUCACGUAGUUGUCCAUGGAAGGCAUUUUAAAUAUUGUAGCGGUUGAGAUUGUGAAAACACCUGAGCAGGCGAUACAGAAAGAAAAGGAGAUGGCGAGGUCGUGCCAGAAUCCGAACGCGGAUAUCAGAGCCGCCUGAACACAUUGGCGAUGGAGGGUAGUUAUUAAAUUUCGAUUUUCCUGUGUAGCUGACUGUGACUAAUAGUAAUAACUUGUUGCGAUAUCCAGUAGUACCUGUUAUUAACAACUACUCACUACCGUGCGUAAGAUUGGUUCGCAGGCAGCUACUACAUCAAGUGAAAGUGUAAAUCAUAAACAUAAAUGGAUUGUGGUGCGACGUUUGAAAUUUACUCAUUUACUUCAGUGCGACAGGACAUGUGUCUGGUGCCGCUGAAAAGGAAAAUCGAGAUAUACUCUAUUUUUACCACCUCGUCGUCUCAAAAAAAAAAUCCCAGAAACAGCGUGAGCGCGAAUCAAACAAAAAAACAGCACUCAAGGAAGGAAAAGACCAGGAGGGCAGCGCCGGAAACGACGGCGCGGCAGUGGAGCAACUACACGAUGAGUACUCUGCCGGAAGAACGGGUGAUGUGACAAACCUGCACGACCAAGAGGCUGAGAAGAAGGACCACGACGACCAGCAUGCUCUGACUGGGCACCACGACCACCCUUUAUCGCACCUGUACAACUACGUUCCUGCGGUGCCCCCCGUGUCGGAGCUUCCCGUCGCGCCAGCAUGGUCAAACGUCGCGGAGCAUUUGCAAUAUCCCGUUUGGGACAGCCCGGACCAGUUUUCACCCGAGGCAACGGGCGCCGCACAGCAUUCUGCUCAUCCGGAGGACCACCACCGCAACGAUGCCACAGAACAACCCGAGCCUGCUGACGACACUCCGCAUGUCCACGGGAGCAUGCGGUCGCGUCCGCAGCGGACUACACGUAUCGCAGAGAAAAAAGCUAGCAUUCUACCAUAUUUGUGAAGCAGAAAUAUGAUAAUCCACGCCGAGAAGAGAAAAAUGAAAUACAUCUGUCGUUCAUAUCUCAAGCAGGAGAUGCUCUGAGAUUGUGUAAGGCAAACAAUCUUGUGUAUGUCUUUUUGCAUUUUUGAUGAUAUUUGCUAGCUGCUCCUUUCCUGUCUGAUAGGCCGCAGGGACCUAUGCAAUUUGCAAAUAUGUCUAGGUCUACGUCUAGUUCCGGAACAUUACAAGACUUGUCAUGAUGCAUGUCUGACAUGACUCUGAACUCUACAACUGUGAUCGACGCAUGUGCCCCGAAACUCGCGCCUCUUUCCAGAGAUGCAGAAACGCAAUAGCUCGUGCGGAAUUUUACGCAACAUGUAGCAUGCGUGGCUACAUAUUGUAGUGUCAAUUCACAGACUCAGACUAGCAGUACAAGGUUCAAGACCCAGACAUAUUUGCAGUGGAUAGAAACAGCUGCCCACGCGGGAAGAUGACGACGGUGCGACCUCUUUCCUCGUAUCGGUGGCCGUGGAUGCCGAGGGACUUACAAAAACGAAAGCAAAAACAUAUAACCUGCUCAGGUGUUACAAUCUCAAGCGUUACAAUAGAAUAGGAAGAGCUUUGCUGCCAAAAGUGCAUGAUCUAGCCUACGUACUCCCACAGGAUUGCGCAUGUUGACAAGUUCCGCAGCCCCAAACUUCAUUGAAAUCUAGCAAAAUUGCGAAAAGAGCAAGGCUCUUUACGUUUCUCAUGCUGCUUGUGCAAGACGAAGUCCCGAGUGUAUUGUAACGGUUGAGAUUGUAACAUCUGAGCAAUCUUCCAUAAACCAGACGAGGGACGGGCAACCGGUGAUCAUGCAGCUUUGGCUGAAACACACCCACCGGAAACCACACCAGCAGCAGCAGGAGAAGGCGUAUCUGUUCGAUCGAUUUUGAUGUUUAUUGUCCUGCUAUUUCGGUACAAAUACAAAAGCAGGUGGGUCCUUUCCACAAGAAUACAAGUACUUUCUACAAGUACUCUAUCUCUCGUUACUUUGAGAUUAGAUUGAAUGUUCGGUGUUCAUGCUUUUCUCCGCGACCGGUAAACAGAAAAAAAUACACCACAGCAGGAGACCGGGAGUACCGAGGGCAAGACCGCAGGGGGUGAGCAGGACGCGAGUACAGUACCCCACCGGCGGAGUGGGAAGCUGCUCAUCUACGUGGGGUACUGGGCCGAAAUAAAGGAGGUGUUCGAGACGAUCAGUCUGUGCGUGAUCUGCUUAUUCAUGGUGGAUAUCAAGUGUAAAAAUGUCUGGGUCUGGAAGAUUGCCAGGUUUGUCAUGCACAUUUUGCAUGACUCCUGAUGUCUGUGAUGCAUGCCCUAGCAUCACAGAUUUUGUGAGGGCUUCCUGAUGCCUAUACCGCACGACAAAUGCUCUUCCCGUGUAGCAAAACUUGGACUCUCGUUGCUGCUCAUGCAAUACAGAUUUUGUUGGAAUACAAAAUCAGCAUGACAAGUUCGGAUCCUUCCAGACCCAGACAUUUUUGCAUUUCAUGGUGGAGCUGGUGCUGCACAUCUUGGCCAACGGGCUGUACGAGCACUUCUUUGUCUAUCGCGGCCUCAGGUUUGAAAUCGACGAGGUUCAAAUGCUUUGUAAUGCAUAAAAGCGAUACGGAUACAAGUUCCAGUUCUGUGACCCUUAUUUCUGUGUGGCGCGUGGUGACAAAUGUUUGGAGCACCUGAAGCCAGUUUGCCAUGCUGUAUUGAGGCAGAGAAAUUAAUAUUUGAACCCUGUCGAUUUCAAACCUGACACUCCCAUAGUGUUGGCACCAAAAUGAAGAUCGCGGGGAUGUGGAUCGACGCGAUCGUUGUCCCCAUGUCCUUCAUCCAAGAGGUGGUCUUCCCAGAACAAAUCGAAGAGCUGGACAUGGUUGUGGCUCUGCGGUACAGUAGUUGCUUUCUGAAAUAACUCGUCGAAUUGUAGUGAGAUGCUGCACCCUCGAUCAUGAUGCGGCAAAACUUUCUGAUGCACAGUACCUACGAUAUCGAAUGGGAAAGUCGUGCUAGUUUCAGUUCGAACUACAAGUUGUACGUAGUAGAAAUAAUUGUAUAGUGCAUGACAAAGGGAAAGGGAAUUUUAAGCACGAGCCGCAGGCAUUUUGACGCGAAAUCAUGUAAGCGAAUUCAUACGAUGAAAAUGUGUCUGUAAUUACAGGUUGUGGCGCAUUGUCCGGAUCUUUUCGGGCGAGUUCGUGUUUCUGGGCGAAAUCUACGAGGAUCGACGAGAAAAGAAUCAUGAGCUGGAGUUUAUGACCCUGUCACAGGUUACAAUCUCAAACGUUACAAAAGAAUCUGGAUUCCAUCUUGCACAAUCAGCAUGACAGACACACAAAGUGUUCCGCUUUUAUGCAAAAUUCGACGGAUCUUCAGGCAGUUUGGGACUCAAGAACUUGUCAUGCGUAUUUGUUCCUGUUAGAGCAAAUAGGCCAGAUCGUGCUCUCUUUGCAUCACAAAGCUCCACUUCCAAUGUAACGCUGGAGAUUGGAACAACACCUGAGCAGGUCAUAGAAUUGGCAGAGUUCUUCAUGGAGGCGAAUGAUCUUAACCUGGAAGAUUGGGAGCAGUUUAAAGAAGACCAUCCGUACUGGAAAAAGUAGCGGCGAUGUUGGGAGGUGAGGUUUCUUUUGCUAUGGUGCAAAUAAAUUCAUGCGGCAUAAUUUCCUCGUUAAGAAUCGAAUCCGUUUCUUGAUCGACAUCGACACUGACUAUUUGACUUUUUUUACUUCUAUGCUUUAUGAUUCACAACUUACUUCCUUCAGUACCACGUGUACCAUCGUGUCUUUCUGUUAUGAACAAAUACGAUCGUUGUUUUUAUGGUGUGCGAUAGAUGAAAAUUACAGAAUUAUGCAACUACUUUUGAAGAACAAAAGGCGGCAUUGGACGACCGAGUUUCAGUUUCAGGAUCAUGCCUCCGCUCAGGGCAACGAGAACGACUUCAACACAAACUGUCACAAACUGUUUGUUUGGGUGUGAUGUACCAAAAUUGAAAACGAAAAUCGUGGUUAAGUAGCAAAAAUUUUCUUCGCGUUUUUGCCUGUUUUCUUUGAUUUGCAACUACAUUAUUUUCAUGUAAAAAUUGAACAGAUUCAGAUUGAUAGUCUUGAGUAUGAAUGUGAGUGUUAUCUUGCUAUAAACUUUUUAGAUUUGGACGAAAUGGUUGCCUGAUUUACCAGUUUCAACAACACUCCACAGUGAAGGGCACGCGGCUUGCGCCGGAUUCGCAUGGUGUGCCCUUGCAGUUUUGAUGAUAGGAUGAAUAUCUUCGUGUACACAAGAAAAAAAGGAAAUCAGGUUCUUUACUACAAUAUGCUACAUGUGGGGGACGAGUCUUUUAUUGAGACGUCGACGUUGCGGCCUUCGUCAUUGACACUGUACAUACUUGCAACGAGAAGGAGUGACAACUCCACAGCACAU